Messenger RNA from Arachis ipaensis, 2852 nucleotides. RefSeq lists its product as uncharacterized. Lineage: Eukaryota; Viridiplantae; Streptophyta; Magnoliopsida; Fabales; Fabaceae. The record is from RefSeq and is a predicted model, not a curated record. Gene Ontology annotation, molecular function: protein binding. Gene Ontology annotation, cellular component: cytoplasm.
UCCAAUCUCCAUAUCUCUCUCUAAACUCUUUUCUUUCUCUUCAAUUCAACCCUAACUCUGAAGUGUUGCCCAAUUUCUCUCUCUAACCGUUUCAAUCUCCUCGCUCUUUCGUUCAAUUUCUUUUCCCAGUGGAAUUGAACAAAGAAUACACUUGGCAGUUUCCCAUUAUUGGUGGUCUGUAAUUGAAAUUGUUAUUCAGUUCUUGAAGCUUAGGCAAAAGUAUGAGUGGAGGGUGCCUUAUUUCUGAUUUAUAGCUGGUAGAGUUACCAACCAUGGGAGCAAACAGUAUCACUCGUGAUUAUAUAGUAGGGACCUAGAAGAGGAAUAGAGGGAGAGAGUUGGGAGAGAGAUCUAUGGAAGAUUUGUCCAAGUAUGCUCAUAGUCCUGCUCACUUGGCAGUUGCCAAGCGUGACCAUGCUGCCCUAAGAUAUAUUGUCUCUGUACUGCCCCGCCUUGCCAAGGCUGGCGAGGUCAAUACAGAGGCUGAAUCUCUGAAUGCUGAGCUUCGAGCUGAUGAGGUAUCGGCCGUUAUUGAUCGCCGCGAUGUUCCUGGUAGAGAGACCCCUCUUCAUCUUGCAGUCCGUAUCAAGGAUCCAGUGUCUGCUGAUAUUUUGAUGGCUGCUGGUGCUGAUUGGAGCUUACAGAAUGAGAAUGGUUGGAGUGCUCUCCAAGAGGCUGUGUGCACCAGAGAGGAAGCAAUUGCUGCGAUCAUUGCGAAGCACUAUCAACCUCUGGCUUGGGCUAAAUGGUGUCGCAGACUUCCCCGGAUUGUUGCUUCUGCUGCUCGUAUCCGUGACUUUUACAUGGAGAUUUCUUUCCAUUUUGAGAGCUCUGUCAUUCCUUUUAUUGGUCGGAUUGCCCCUUCAGAUACAUACCGAAUUUGGAAGCGUGGUUCUAAUCUCCGUGCUGAUAUGACCUUAGCAGGUUUUGAUGGCUUCCGCAUACAACGAUCAGACCAAACAUUUUUGUUCCUUGGAGAGGGCUAUACUUCAGAAAAUGGCAAUUUGACUCUGCCACCAGGCUCUUUGGUUGCUCUUUCCCAUAAGGAGAAAGAAAUCACCAAUGCCUUGGAAGGAGCUGGUAACCAGCCAACAGAUGCUGAAGUUGCUCAUGAAGUUUCACUGAUGUCUCAGACAAAUAUGUAUAGGCCGGGUAUUGAUGUUACUCAGGCUGAGCUUGUUCCGCAUUUGAAUUGGAGGCGCCAAGAGAAGACUGAGAUGGUUGGGAACUGGAAGGCAAAAGUUUAUGACAUGCUUCAUGUGAUGGUAAGUGUGAAGUCAAGACGGGUUCCAGGUGCUAUGACAGAUGAAGAGCUUUUGGCUGUGGAAGAUGGAGAAAGUAUGGUAAAUGGAGAAAACAAUGAUGAGUAUGACGAUGUAUUGACUGCUGAGGAAAGAAUGCAAUUGGAUUCUGCAUUACGCAUGGGGAACAAUGAUGCCACUUGUCAGGAUGAGGAAAAUGGAGUCUUUGAUGGUCAUGAAAACGCUUCAGCAGCUUCCUAUGAGAAUUGUGAAGCCAAUGGAGUGGUGAAAGACAAGAAGAGCUGGUUUGGUUGGAAUAAAAAAAACUCAAAAGGCAACAGUGAUGAACCUGAGGAUCCAAAAACCUCAAAGAAAUUUUCAGCACUGGGUCCUGCUGGCGGCCACCAAAGAUCUGGUGAUCAGCAAAAGCCGUCAUCUGAGUUUCAGAAGGAGGACCCAGAGGACACAAAGAAGGGAAAGGAUAAAAGCAAUAAAAAGAAAAAGAAGAAAGGAGCAGCUAACGAAUUUAAGAGUGAGAGUGAGUACAAAAAGGGUUUAAGGCCUGUUUUGUGGUUAACACCAGACUUCCCUUUGAAAACAGAUGAGCUUCUGCCUCUACUUGACAUCUUAGCAAACAAAGUUAAGGCUAUUAGGAGACUCAGAGAACUUUUGACAACUAAACUUCCUCAUGGAACCUUUCCUGUGAAGGUAGCUAUCCCAAUAGUCCCGACGAUACGGGUCCUUGUCACUUUCACAAAAUUUGAGGAGCUUCAACCAGCAGAGGAGUUCUCUACUCCACUAUCCAGCCCAGCAUACUUCCAGGAUGCCAAAUCUAAGGAAUCCGAGGGGUCUUCUUCAUGGAUUUCAUGGAUGAAAGGAGCUCGCGGCACACCAACCAUCGACACUGAUAGUCACAGGUAUAGUAAGGAUGAAGUGGACCCUUUCAGUAUACCUUCAGACUACAAAUGGGUGGAUGCCAAUGAGCGGAAACGGCGAAUGAAAGCUAAGAGAGCCAAAACCAGGAAACACAAGAAGCAAACUGCUGCAAAAGGAGGAGAUGGAGUUCAUCUAGGCAGUGAGAAUGUGGAAGAACAACAAUAAUAAUAAUAGCAUGGUGUCUCUGUAAUUGUUGCUUUGAUCAUCUUUGCCGAAAAAGUUAGUCUUUGUGCACAGCUGACUUUACUUUCCACAUUGGAUUAAUUCGCGAAGACUUUGCCAAGAUUUUCAGGCAACCAAUUAUUUCUCAUUCCAAUAGGGUGCCUGUGUGCUUUUCCCUGUCGCAGUAUUGGCUUAAGAAGAGAGAGCUCUAAUCAUCCGGAAAUUGUUGUAUACUUGUAUUGUCCACACGAGUUGAAAACUUGAAAUUGAAGAGGAGAGAGAGAGUCCAUGCAUAUCAAUAUUUGUAUCUACAUCUGUAUCGACGAUUAUUGACUUUGCAGUUUUGUGAGUUGUAUUUCAGUCUUCCUGUUGUAUCCUCAAGUUUUGGUUAUUUUGUCAAACUGACUUUGCUGUAGUAAAAUUUGUUCAACUAUUAUUGUAUCCAAAUUAUUGAAUUACAGGAACACUUCUGUUUUCUUUUCUUGUUAUGAUAGGUUGAAUCUUUCUUUUUUA